This is a messenger RNA of Debaryomyces hansenii CBS767, 195 nucleotides long. RefSeq names its product DEHA2E00572p. The record is from RefSeq and is a predicted model, not a curated record. Lineage: Eukaryota; Fungi; Ascomycota; Pichiomycetes; Serinales; Debaryomycetaceae. The transcript has a single exon. Bases 1 to 195 code for a protein of 64 amino acids.
AUGCAUAGUUCUCUCAAAGAAUUAGUAUCGCUGUAUUUUAUAAUUUUCUCCAAUUCCUCCCUUGAUUGUAAAAUUGCAUUAGCAUUUUAUGAAAGAAAGAAUAUAGUAUCUGAGGAAUUUGAGAACAUUUAUCAAAGACCAAGUGUAUCAUCAACUGGAUGUUCUAAGGUUUUCUCUGCCUUAAAAGAGUCUUAA